Strongyloides ratti is the source of this 1758-nucleotide messenger RNA. RefSeq names its product ATP-binding cassette sub-family D member 4. The transcript has 2 exons. Lineage: Eukaryota; Metazoa; Nematoda; Chromadorea; Rhabditida; Strongyloididae. Gene Ontology annotation, biological process: very long-chain fatty acid catabolic process; long-chain fatty acid import into peroxisome; peroxisome organization. Gene Ontology annotation, cellular component: peroxisomal membrane. Gene Ontology annotation, molecular function: long-chain fatty acid transmembrane transporter activity; ATP hydrolysis activity; ATP binding. The coding region runs from base 1 to 1758 and encodes 585 amino acids. The record is from RefSeq and is a predicted model, not a curated record.
AUGGAUAAAAAAAAAGAUUUUUAUUUUGAUUUAAAAUUUUUAAAAGCACUUUUUAAUUUAACACCAUAUUUUUUUCCAAAAAAUAAUUGGUAUUCAGAAUGUAUUAUUAUAUUUAUUUUUAUUCUUGGUUUAACAAGUGAAUGGAUAGGAUAUAAAAUUGGUAUGAUUCCAGGACAAAUGUAUUCAGCUUUAUUAAAUGAUAAUACCAAAAUAUUUUGGGAAAUCAUAAUAACUGGGUCAUUGAUGUAUUUAUUUAAAAGUUUUAUAAUAGCAUUAAUUGAUUUCACAUCACAAUGUUUAUAUUUAAUAUUUAGAAAAAAUAUAACAAAUGCUCUUCAUAAUGUUUAUUUUAAUGAUAUAACAGGAUAUAAAUUAAUGUAUACAUGUCAUAAUGAUAUUGAUAAUCCAGAUAUAAGAAUUACACAAGAUGUUGAUAAAAUGUCUAAAGAUUUAGCAAUUACUAUCAUUCCAACUACCUUAAUUUGUCCAUUUGUUAUUGGUUAUUAUACAUAUAUAACAUAUAUAACUGCUGGAGGAUUUGGUUGUGGUAUGAUAUAUGGAUAUUUUAUAAUUGGAACUAUAAUUAAUAAAUUACUUAUUUCACCAAUAGCAAAAUGGACAAAUAGAGUAGAAAUAUGUGAAGGAAAUUUUAGAUAUAAAGAAGUAACAAUAAGAGAUAAUAUAGAAGAAAUAUCAUUUUAUAAAGGUCAAAAAUUUGAAAAAUUUGAAACAAAUAAAUUUUUAGAUAAACUUUUAAUAACACAAUUUUUAUUAUGUAUCUGGAGAUUUCCUAAUAUAUUUUGGAAAAAUUUUUUUAAUUAUUUUGGUGCUUUACUUUCAUAUGGUGUUCAAUAUAUUCCUAUUUUUUUAUUUAAUUCUUAUAAAGAUAUUGAUCCAAAAAAAUUACCUGAAAUAAUUUCAAAUAAUGCAUUUAUUUAUAUUUAUUUAGCUAAUUCAUUUACAAGAUUAACUGAUAUAGCUUUAAUAUCAGGUGAAAUGGCUGGUCUUCUUCAACGUGUAUAUGAAUUAUUAGAUACAUGUAUCAAUAUAAAUGGAAUAAGAUAUAAUAAUAUAAAUUUAAUUGAUGAAAAUGAUUCAAUAAUGUAUAAAUUUGACAAUGUUAAUAUUAGCUCAUAUGAAGGAAAUGUUAUAAUUAAAGAAAUAUCAUUAAUAAUUGAAAAUAAAAAAAAUUUACUAAUUAGAGGUCCAUCAGGAUCAGGUAAAACAUCAAUAAUCAGAGUAUUAUCAGGAUUAUGGAAAAUAUCUUCAGGGGAAAUAUUAGGAAAAUAUUCAAUUGAUGAUAUAGAGAUUAUACCACAGAAACCUUACUUACCAGUUGGAAAUUUGUCAUUAUAUCAACUUAUAACAUUUCCAUCUUUGAAUAAUGAAGAAUCAUUUGAGAUUAAUCAAAAAGUUGAUAUUAUUUUUGGUCUUCUUGAAAAGUUACAAUUAUUACAAUUAAUUGAAAAAAGUAGUAGUAUAUUUGAUGAAUUACCAAAUGAUUUUCUAAAUACUCUUACACCAGGAGAAAUUCAAAGAUUAGUUUUUAUAAGAAGUAUUAUUAAAAAUCCAAAGAUUAUAAUACUUGAUGAAUCAACUAAUUCUGUUGAUUCAGAUAUUGAAUGUAUUAUGUAUAAUAUUAUGAAAGAACAAAAUAUUCAAUAUAUUUCAAUAGGUCAUAGAGAUUCAUUAAUAAGACAUCAUGAUCAAUGUUUAACAUUAAAAGGACAUAAUAAUUAUACAAUAGAAUUUUUUUAA